Molecule: messenger RNA, 1926 nt
Organism: Linum trigynum
Lineage: Eukaryota; Viridiplantae; Streptophyta; Magnoliopsida; Malpighiales; Linaceae
Source: the annotation of a GenBank genome assembly
CUCGAGUUAUUAGAAUAAAUCGGUUCCGGAAAAAAUCAAAACUUGGACACUUGAGCCUCUGACAUUUUAGUGGAGAGAAAACUGAUUUUGGUACACAUUGUCAGCUGUUAAUUCGGCUUGCAGAUGCUGCUGCUCUAAAUUCUCUUACCCUAAGCCGAAAUUAGUUGGUGCGCUGGUGCCAACGAAUGAUAGCGAAUCAUAUGAGCCCACAUUUCUCUACCCAAUAAAUUGAGACAAUUUAACAACUGCAUGCCUGCCACUGUCAUCCCAAAAUAAGGAAUUGGAGAGGGUGGCCCUUGAAUUUGAAGUAUAUUAAUUACUAAGUACUUGACUACUAUUUAAAUUUGAAGUAUAUUAACUAAUUAACCAUGUACUUAGAGCAUCUCCAUCCCUAAAUCGUAAAUGGUUCUUGAUAUAUGGUGGGUAGGGGUGGGCAAUGGGUUGGUCCAUAUCGGACUAAAUCGAUGUUUGUACCGGACCACACCGAAUCGGAUGUAAUAUGGUUCGGUCCUUGGUCCUAUUAAUUUUUAAAAUACCGAAGAAAAAUGGACCGAAUUUAUAUUUGGACCGGUCCACAGCGGACAGAAUGCACUAUUGAUCCGGUCCUUGUUCCUAAAAUAUCUUGCACUAUUGGACCGCUUCUCCUGAGCUUGGUCCAGUCCGGACCGGACUGCCCACCCCCUAAUAGUGGGUAAAAAAUAACCAGCCAACUGUAUUUUCGGCUAAUUAUGUUUGGUUAAGAAUUAAUUAUCAACCAUUUAUUGGCCGCUAACUCCACAUGUUUAGGUAGGGUGGCAUUUGCAUAUAUAUAUAUAUUUUCUGAUUCUUUCAUACACAUUAGGAGCUUAGCACAAUGGUGUUUUGGGAAGGUUAUGUGAGUGACGAGACAAUGGCGACCUUUGCUCCCAUUGUGGUUUACUGGCUCUACGCUGGCCUCUACCAGAUAAUGUUGCCUUCAAAGCUUCUGAGCAAAUAUCGACUGCAUACAAGGGAAGAAGAAGAGAGGAAGAACUUGGUGCCAUUGUCAACUGUGAUCAAGAGAGUUCUGAUUCUUCAGUCUUUGCAGAUAGCAACCGCCCAUUUCUACUUCUCGAUAACGUCAACUGACUUCACAUCACCAAAGACCAUCCAACAUUCCAUUCCGAUUCAGAUCCUGCAAAUCGUCGUAGCAAUGUUCGUGAUGGACACAUGGCAGUACUUCGGCCAUCGAUACAUGCACCACAACAAGUUCUUAUACCGCCACGUACAUUCCCACCACCACAGGCUAGUUGUGCCUCAGGCUGUCGGAGCCAUGUACAAUCACCCGCUCGAGGCUCUCCUGCUCGACAUGGGAGGAGGUGUUGCCUCUCUGUUAGUCUCUGGAAUGACUCCGAGAACAGAGGCGAUUUUCCUCUGCCUUGCUUCGAUAAAAGGUGUGGAUGAUCAUUGUGGAGUUUGGUUCCCUCCGCACAGUGUUUUCCAUUUGGUAUUUGCCAACCGUUCUGCCUAUCACGACGUUCAUCAUCAAUCUCGUGGCGGAAAGUACAACUUUUCGCAACCCUUCUUUUCCUUCUGGGACAGGCUCAUGGGGACUCACAUGCCAUAUGUUGUCUUGGAGCGCCCUGGAGGAGGCUAUGAAGCAAAGAUGGUGAAGAAAAGAGUAGAAGUGACGAGACAGUGAAUUUUGUUGGUUGUCUUAACAUGAACAAUUGUUAUUGUUUAGAAGAGAGCAUGUGAGUUCAAAUAGUGUAUUGAAAUGCCACAGGAAAGCAACUCCACAUCUCAUGGUUCAAGCUCUCCAGAAACUCGUCAUAUUUUACAGAGUCCAAAAGGACACCAGAAAGCUGCAAUCACUAAUAUACAACAUGAUGGCACAAUGACAGGACAUCAGCCAAUAUCUUCCACAACAAAUUUACCAUUACCCAACUCGCCCCUAUAUGUCAUAAA